Molecule: messenger RNA, 5588 nt
Organism: Haliotis rufescens (red abalone)
Lineage: Eukaryota; Metazoa; Mollusca; Gastropoda; Lepetellida; Haliotidae
Product: PDZ domain-containing protein 8-like
Exons: 23
Coding region: 220-3573 (1117 amino acids)
Biological process (GO): mitochondrial calcium ion homeostasis
Cellular component (GO): mitochondria-associated endoplasmic reticulum membrane contact site
Molecular function (GO): protein binding; lipid binding
Source: RefSeq, a predicted model, not a curated record
AACAUAUGAAUGGGAUUGUUUUGAUCUUGAAAUGGGUGUAAAUACGGGACUAAUGGUGUGGUCUCCGUGAAAUCCACCCAGAUCCGUUUGUCAAUGAAACCAAUCCAAGUAAUGGCAAUAGUAUUGAGAGUUGAGAUGCAAUCCAUCGACCAGGCGGGGCGAGUGACAUUCGCCAGCUUGACUCACUGACAGGCGGAGACCCGACAGCGAGAUUGAAAUAUGCUGGAGGUCGCUAUCCUGUCGUUGCUGUUGGGGGUAGCGCUGACCCUGGUUCUACAGUUUCUGUGGGUGAAGAGCAAGCUUGGUCAGCUGCCCUCCUUGCCCCCACCUGUCAAGGAUCAGUUCCCAAAAGUUCAGAUUCCCCAAAGUGUGAAGGAGAAAUGCGGUCGAGAGGACCUGUCCCAUCAGAAGGAGCCGUGUCUCUGGUUCAACCUCGUCACCCACUUCCUGUUCCAAGAACUUCGGGAUACGCAGGAAGUUAGGAGGUGGCUGAUGAAGAAGAUGAAUCUGGAGUUUGCGGAGCUGCUGCAGACGAUGUCAGGGAAGUUUGUGGACCAGAUCACGGUGCAAAACUUCAGUCUUGGCAACAACUUCCCGGUCGUCAACAACGUCCGAGUCCGGAAUGUCUCCAUCACCGAUGAUGGGACAGAGGAGCUGGACCUGGGCGUGGACAUCGACUACGCGGGAGGCUUCCAGCUCGCAAUAGACAUCCUGCUGCUGUUCAACAAGUCCGCCUACCUGUCGGUCGUUGUGAAGAAACUGAAGGGGCCAGCUCGACUCCAGCUGACUCGAAAACCCUACACACACUGGUCCUUCUCCUUCUGUGAGGAUCCCGAGGUGGAGUUCGAGGUGGAGUCGCAGUUUGAGGGGAAAGGACUGCCCCAAAUAACCAACUUCAUCAUAAAUCAAAUAAGACGCAGUAUUAGGAAGAAACACACACUCCCGAACUUCAAGAUGCGAUUCAAACCGUUCUUUCUGCAACCGUCCCUGUCCCGUCCCCUGAGAGAGUUCCGUGUGAGCGGGCAGAACAUCAGCGUGGGCCGACUCCGGGUGAAUGUCAUAGAAUGCUCAAGACUACUUAAAACACCGAAAGAUGCCAAACUGUACUGUACGAUAUCUGUGGAUGAACUGGAGUGGAAGGAACUUGUGAACCGGCACCAGCGGGUCUGGGUGUCCCAUGACGUCGAGGUCAUCAAGGGCGCUGCUACAUCCAUCGGCAUGACGUUCAGAGAGGAGAAUCUGCUGGCCAGGUUUGACCUGGUCGUCAUGGUGGACAGCGUCUCACCGGAGAGUCCUGCAUCCAUGGCCGACAUCAAGAGGAAUGAUGUGCUGGUUGCUGUGGGAACAACAAAGAUUACAUCCUGCAAGCAGGCUGCCAAACUACUGCGGAAUCCUGGAGAAAGGUUUACCGUACGUCUUGAAAGGCCACAACUGAAGAUGUCACAAGAGGUGAAGUUCUUCGAGGAGACCUUACCCUACAAGGAGACUGAGACAGAUGGUCUAGAAGAUGGGCAGUCGAAUGAAGACAGUGAAGAUUUUGUCCACAUCAGUUUCAAAACAACACAAGACUCCGACUCCAGCUCUGUGAAAUCUCUGAAGCUGGAUAAGGCUGGGUCUGGCGGCAGCAGCCUGUCUGUGCCCGCACAGAGUGAGCUCCGACAGCGCGCCAAGACUUCCACGUCACAACACUCUGCUGAGAGUAGUCCUGUACGGCUCGGACAGCGCAAGUCCGAUCCACGCCUGCAGACAGGGGAGACAACUCGACGUGAUGGUUCUCCACGGCGGGAGAGAGCCGAGAGUGAUCCAGGGUUUGCAAUGAAGACCGUAGCCGAUGAUGUUGACAGUGUAAACAGCGGUGAUGUUGACAGCGAUAGCGAUGACGAUCUUUACAAUGUACAGAAGAUUCCGGAGGUGCCGGCAUGCAAGAACCCCAAGUGGAACAAGGAAGUGACCUUUGACCUUGGGGAGCAGCAGCGCUACCUGAAUGUUUGUGUGCGCUGCAAGAUCCCGGAGAAGGUGGACAAGAGUGACCGGGUCAUCAAGGCCACAAGGGACCUGCUGCUCGGACAUGUGAGUCUGCCGCUGUCUGACAUCACGCUGUACUGUCUGAUGACGAUGCAGGGGGACACGCAACAGACGGUGUACCUGUUGCCGGGGGAGAUGAAAGCAGGAGCGAGCCGCCCCAAGUCGGAGAACUGGGCGAACCACCCCGGGUUUGAGCCGGACCUGUGUUACGGGGACAUCAAGCUCGGGCUCCACUUCACCCCCCUCAAGUUGUCGGACCUGGACCGUUGCCGGAUCCCCAAGGAGUCCGUUGACCCCAGGGUUGUUGAGUGCCUAAGUGCCAAGGAAGCCAUUGUAGACGAUGUUGUCAGAGAUGUGCCACAGACCACCAAGCUUCCAUCUGAAGGUCUCCACAUCAUGACCUUGACCCAGUUUCAGUCGGCCACCUACUGCAACUUCUGUGGGAAGAAGAUCUGGAUGAAGACGGCGUACCAGUGUCGGACCUGCUCGUUGAUCUGCCACAAGAAAUGUGUUGAAAAGUGUCAGAACGAGACACUUUGCACAAAGGAGGGUGCCAAGAAGCGCAGCCAGCCCACAGAGGAGUGGAAGACGCCCGUGACGGUGCGGAAGAAAGUCUCGUCUGAGGAGAGUCGAACUGGGCGCCUCCUCAGCAAGUUCCGCAACAAGGACACGUCCAACCUGGUGCCCAAGAUAGAACAACAUUCCAAAAGCCCAAGUGCAAGCCCUGUGUUAGGUCGCAAGAUGACUGAUCAAGCUACAUCACCUAACCCCUCCCCACGCCCCUCCCCCCGACCCUCCCCUCGACCCUCCCCUCGACCCUCUCCCCGGCCCAGCCCUACCCCACUUAGGAGGCUGCCGUUCUUCAGACAAGAUCCGGACUCUACAAUAGAUGCGCGGGAUGCAGCUGACAGUUCCUCGGAGUCGGAUGAGGAGAAGAAGAGUGUCCUGAAGAUGAUACAUGACCAGCAGACCAAGGUCAAGGGCAACAACCUGGACGAGACGGUCGUCACGGCUGCCAAACAGAUGGGUCGGGAACUCUUCGUGGAGCUGGAGGUGGAGGAGCGGAAGCAGAAGCUGGAUCAGAUGGUGUCCAAGCUGCAGCAGGAGAUUGAUCAUGAGACAGACAACAAGGGCGCCUUGUGUCGAGCAGCAAAGGAGACCACCGACCAAAUCCAGCGCCGAUUCCUGGAGAAUCAAGUGAGCAAAUCUGAUGAGAAGAUCGAGGCCAUGAUGAUGUUGCUGCUGCAUUACUGUGCCGGUCUACAGCACUGUCUGGACGCCGAGGAGGAGGUGAGGCAGAAGGGGGGACAGCAAGGGGAGACCACUCUGCAAGGGGAACAAGGGGAAGCAACUCCAGCAGAAGACAUAUCAGGGGAGGUAACUAGUUUAAGUGAGGACCAAGGGGCAGGGGCUGUACCCACUGACCCAUCGACCAAUGGAGACGUAGAGGAAUUGGAUGAUGACGAAGAUGAAGAUGACGAUGAUAAUGACGAUGAAGAAGAAUUCAGACACAUCGGGACGCAAGGACCAGCAGAAGAGCUUGUGUAAAGAACGGGCAGACAGUUUUGUUGUGUUACCUAGGUAAUGUCUGUUUGCAAUAGCUGUAUGGCUGCCUUGGCAAAUACUUACAUGAAAUGUUUUAACAUAGAAAUAGUUAUUGGAGUCAACGUUUCUAGAGCCGGAGCUAGCCUAGCAGAGACAAAAUCUGGUUAUAACAUGUCUGUGCCAUGGCUGCCUGUAAAACAACAGCUGGUAGGAUACGGCUGUUAACAUUCGAUAUUGACAGCAUAGUUAUUUGUUUUCAUGUUUUCACUGAAUGCAAGUUUAUUUUUUGUAUGUUGGUUGAAUGGAUGGAUUUUAUCAUAAUGGUAUUGUGUCCUUGAGACAAGGGAGAUAACUUGUGUGUAUGCAAUUGAUAGCGAUCAUGGGAUGAGGAUAUUUUCGUACCUUUGUAAAUAUGACGGACAGGUUUGAUGGCGUCUAGAUACAAGCAUCACAUGUGCCAAUAUGUAAAGUGAAUGGCAGACUACAGAAUGUUCCAAAAUGCAUUUAUCCUGUUGUGUGUAGGUGUAUCAAUACACAGUCGAUGUAUGUCAGUGUUUCAGAUGUAUCAAUACACAGUCGAUGUAUGUCAUUGUUUUAGGUGUAUCAAUACACAGGCGAUGUAUGUCAGUGUUUCAGAUGUAUCAAUACACAGGCGAUGUAUGUCAUUGUUUUAGGUGUAUCAAUACACAGGCGAUGUAUGUCAGUGUUUCAGAUGUAUCAAUACACAGGCGAUGUAUGUCAUUGUUUUAGAUGUAUCUACAAACACAAGGCUUGUGCUAUCUGUUUAAUUGAUGAGGAGAUAUUUAUUGAUAUCGCAUUGUUCUACUAGACUUGCAUAAGAACCGUUAUGAUUCCCCGAAAUACUGAAGAGUUACAGUUAUAUUAUUUAUGUCAGCAAUCUUUCUCAGGCGACAAACCAGUAUGAAUGAACACGAUGGUUUGGGAGAAGUGACAUAUUUUGUCCUCGUGAAACGAACUGCUCUAAUGUGUUGCAAGAAUUUGACUCUAGGUUGUUCUUUUGAAUACUUUGCAAAGAUUAUUGCCAUGACUAUCCCAUGGAUAGGUUCCACAUGACCCUAGGGGAAUCUCUGCAUGUAUCAUGACGAUUGUGGUGCCACGGCCGGGGCAGAUGACACUCCCAGCAAACCUAAUACAUGUCUCCCCUUGUAUCAUGACUCAGUUUUACAAUAUGUAUCAUUCUAACUGUUAAUGGUUUCCGAUAGAGAUGAUGUCUCAGUUUGGCACUACUGACGUUUUCUUGUCCCAAGCUCCUAACAGUGACAGUUGUUCACUGAGGCCUCUACGCUAUUGUAGCCACCAGUCACUGGUCCCCACUGCGUUGACCUCUGACUGAUUGUUAUGUUUACAAUCUACAAUAUCGAACCGAUCUGAUUAAACAAACAAACAUAUAUUCAUCUGAUAAAUAGUAAAUCAGUUGUAAAUCUUUUCCCAAUUGACUAGAAUGACAUUCCAAAAGACCUACGCAAAAAUAUAAAUGUCAUUACACUUAGGUUAGAGGGAAAAUUUUCAAGAUUCUUGUAAUGGCCGCUUGCACACUGGUGGCAGUAAUGACAAUAGGAGGUUCCAAAAGGUGUCGCUCGCUGGGAAGGAGCUUGGACUAGACCUACGUCGGAAACAGACAACAGGUGCUUCAUAGGUCAGUGACCUUCAAACACCUGGGUCAUCAUUACGACAAACUUGUCAUUCCGGGGGUAGGGCACUGUGACCUACUUUCAAUGACUAAUGUUUGGCAUACCGUGACAUUGAAUACCCCACAGGCAAUACAGGAUGUCAUAUUUAGUUAAUCUACUUAAAAGUCAUUUGGAAUAUUUUUACAUACUAAUCACUUUUGUUGAGGGUCCAAUUCACUCUUAAGGUCAUUUGCAGGUGUUAAGCACUUUUAUCAUCCCAAACUGGCUCCCACAGGAGAUAUCGCUUGGGUGAGAUUAAGCAAUGAAAUGAAAUUGCAUCACAAUGCUUUGCAAACUAUUGUGACGUCAUUGGUUACCAUGAGGUGA